Cucurbita maxima (winter squash) is the source of this 2363-nucleotide messenger RNA. Its product is annotated as protein terminal ear1-like. The transcript is spliced from 5 exons. Gene Ontology annotation, molecular function: RNA binding. Lineage: Eukaryota; Viridiplantae; Streptophyta; Magnoliopsida; Cucurbitales; Cucurbitaceae. The coding region runs from base 286 to 2346 and encodes 686 amino acids. The record is from RefSeq and is a predicted model, not a curated record.
CCAAAACCCUUCCUCUCUCUGCUCUGCUUUUUUCCACUCAACUUUUUCACACUCAGAUACCGUAGCCUUCGGACACAAAUCCACACCGUUUUUCUACCAUUGUUUUCAAACCCCAAACCCCAGAGAAUCGGAAACAGAGACGCCGACGCCGACGCCGACGCCGACAUACACUCUAGUCCUAUUCCGCCAUGUCCUUAACUUGAGUAACAACCAACCACACACACAGAAAACAGCCAUUUUCUCCGUUUCCGUCCGACCCACUUUCUUGUUUUCUUUCCACGGCCCAUGGCGGAGACCGGCGUCUACGGCCGUUUUCCAGGGAGUUUGGACCCGACAGCCCAAGAGUUUCGGCCGAGAUAUUCGACCACUGUGUUUAUGCCGCAACCCCACCAGGUUUUCUUUCCGUACUCCUCGCCAUAUCCACCAAUCGGUGAUGUCCCUCUUCUGCCGUUCUGCGAGGGUGAUGUAGGUUACGCGCCGUUUCCAACUCCGGCGCCGGCGUACAUACCAGUGCGGUCGCUAGGACAGGCGGUGUCGUCGGUUGCGACUCGGUCGUUGGUGGUGAGUUUAGUUCCUUGCGAUGUAAGCGAGACGAUGGUGAGAAGAGAAUUGGAGGUGUUUGGGGAGGUUCGAGGAGUGCAAAUGGAAAGGGUGAAGGAAGGGAUUGUAAUCGUCCAUUUCUAUGACAUUCGGCACGCCGAGAGGGCCUUGCGAGAGAUUCGGGAUCAGCACAUGCACCAUCAGUGUCGCCUUCGUAACUAUUUUAACAACAACAACAACAACAAUAACCGUUUCUUCUUUUCAAAUUCCGCUCCUCAAUUCCCUGAUUUCCCUCUCCCUCGUCCUUCUCCGGCGCCUGGCCUCAUCGCCGGCCAUGCUGUCUGGGCCCAGUUCGUCGUUCCGGCCAGUAAUGCUGUUCCGGCUGGGAAGAAUCAGGGAACUAUCGUCGUCUUCAAUUUGGACUCCACUGUUUCCACUUCCUGUCUCAGAGAAAUCUUCGAGGCUUUUGGUCCUGUUAAGGAGUUAAGAGAGACGCCAUUGAAGAUGCAGCAAAGGUUCGUUGAGUUUUUCGACAUUAGGGAUGCUGGGAAGGCUCUAAAGGAGAUGAAUGGAAAGGACAUCAAUGGGAAAUCAGUAGUGAUUGAGUUCAGUCGGCCGGGCGGCCAUGGCAACAAGUUUUUCAAUGCUAACUUGACCGCUCCGGCCAUCUGCGGCUCGAAUAAUAUAUACUCUAGAAGUCUGAAGUCCCCACCCCCUCAGCCUCCGCCGCCACCGCCUCCUCCCACGCCGCCGAGGAAUUUCUCAGGUGGGGCAGCUUCAAAUGUUCCGCCGCGCUGGUAUUACUCAAAACCCCAUAGUUUCUCUAGGAAACUGAAUCCGCGGAAGGGGAGUCGAAGCCCGAGAAACCCCAGGAAGGGGUUGGAGUCCGUCGAUGUGAAUGGAAAAAUGGCGUCUCUCGAUUUGGAAGGCGGCGGUGCGUGCAAUAAAAUCGACGAGAGAGAAUCGUGUGAGACAUUGAGAAAGAAUUCAAAGAUCAGCCACAGUAGUCCCGCUGUUGCUGCCGACCAACAGCCACAGCAGCUGCAGCCCAGUAGGAAUAAGCUAAGGAAAUGUAGACAAUCCAGGAAGUUCGACUCUCGAUUCCUUAUAAACGACAACAACAUGGUGGAAUCCGAUUGCAGAGAUUCAAGAACCACUGUGAUGAUCAAGAACAUCCCCAACAAGUACAGUCAGAAGUUGUUGUUGAACAUGUUGGACAACCACUGCAUUCACUGCAACGAGCAGAUGGGCGACGGGCAUAGCCAGCCACUUUCCUCCUACGAUUUUGUAUAUCUACCCAUUGAUUUCAACAACAAGUGCAACGUUGGAUAUGGGUUUGUAAACAUGACCUCGCCGGAGGCCACAUGGAGGCUGUACAAGGCGUUUCAUCUUCAACCUUGGGAGGUUUUCAAUUCCAGGAAAAUCUGUGAAGUCACCUAUGCCAGAGUUCAGGGACUGGAAGCACUAAAGGAGCACUUUAAGAACUCAAAGUUUCCAUGCGAGAUGGACCACUACCUGCCAGUGGUGUUUUCACCGCCUCGGGACGGGAGGGAACUGACGGAGCCACUGCCCAUUGGCGGCCAGAAGCAGCAGCCUAUCACCAUUGGCCUCUCGACUACUCCAUCUUCUGGCAGCGAAGAUGAUGGGGCUGCUGCAACUGCGACAACAGUGGUUGACCAACAGGAGGAAGCCGUGAAUGGAAGCAGCAGCAGCAGCAGUGGCAGCAGCAUUGGGUGCAGUAGUAGUAGCCAAAGGUGCGGUGGCGUUGAUGAAGAAUACGACGGUGAUCAGUAUGAAGUAUCCUAAAAAUGGGUACAAAAUGU